This is a messenger RNA of Cyclopterus lumpus (lumpfish), 2787 nucleotides long. Its product is annotated as neuroepithelial cell-transforming gene 1 protein-like. The transcript is spliced from 12 exons. Bases 164 to 1903 code for a protein of 579 amino acids. Gene Ontology annotation, biological process: intracellular signal transduction; positive regulation of Rho protein signal transduction. NCBI's taxonomy places the organism in Eukaryota, Metazoa, Chordata, Actinopteri, Perciformes, Cyclopteridae. Gene Ontology annotation, molecular function: guanyl-nucleotide exchange factor activity. The record is from RefSeq and is a predicted model, not a curated record.
UCGAUGAAGCCGCCGUAUUCAAACUUCCGCCGUGGUGUGUGCUCUGCUCUGUUUUCUUUGUACACAUCGGGACAGUUUUCAUACAUCUGUACUUUUUUUUUUUGUUCGCUUCGCCAUAAAUACGUCUCGAUACAACUGAUCUCGACACGAAGCCUCCUGCAAAAUGGAAGAAAAUGAAGAAGUGAGAGCAGGAAGGACGGGGGGGAAGAAAAAACAGAAACUUCGCAGGACGUCAUCGAGAUCGUCCACCACCAGCGUCAUUAGCGCCGCCGAGCCGUCCCCUCAUACACUCCAGAGAAACAACUCAAAGAAACCUCCUCUGCAGAGAGGCAGCUCCUUCACCUUUCUCACUCCUGGCACUCCGUGGGACUUCAGCCUAAAGAGAAAGCGCAAAGAGAAGGAGGAUGACACAGUCAGUCUGUCCAGCUUCGACCUCAAGGAACCCAGUAACAAGCGUGUCCGACCUCUGGCUAAAGUGUCAUCCCUCGUCAACUUGAUAUCUCCUUCAAAGAAUGGAGCAGUGCGGCGCUUUGGUCAGACCAUUCAGUCAAUGUCAUUGCGUGGUGACAGCAAGUCACCAGGGAUGUCCCUCAGAGCUGGCAGCAAGGCGGCAGGUCCCACUCCCACUAAACGCAGAAACAGCACGCUGUGGUCGGAGACACUGGAUGUCCAUCAGAAGAACACAUUCUCCAUCAAAGAGAUCAAGAGACAAGAGGCAAUUCAUGAGCUUUACAGGGGAGAGCAGGAUCUCAUAGAGGAUCUCCAACUUGCACGGAAGGCAUACCAUGAUCCAAUGCUGAAACUCUCCAUCAUGACAGAGGAGGAACUGGCUCACAUAUUCGGGGACCUGGAUGCAUACAUCCCCUUACAUGAGGAUUUACUGAUGAAACUGACGGAGGGAACUGGCCCCGAUGGAACAGUAGCUCAUAUUGGACAGAUAGUUAUUGACUGGCUGCCUGGUCUGAACGCUUACAAAGGCUAUUGUAGCAAUCAGCUCGCGGCCAAAGCCCUGCUGGACCAGAAAAAGCAGGACAGACGGGUCCAGGACUUCCUGCAGCGCUGCCUGGAGUCGCCCUUCAGCAGGAAGCUGGAUCUUUGGAGCUUCCUAGACAUCCCACGGUCACGCCUGGUGAAAUACCCACUGCUGCUGCGAGAGAUCCUCAAACACACUGCUCCUGAUCACUCAGACGUACCCAGUCUGGAGAGAGCUAUUACAAUAAUCCAGGAGAUUCUGUCUGAGAUCAAUGUGAGAAAAGGGGAGUCUGAGUGUCAGUAUUAUAUCGACAAACUGGAGUAUCUGGAUGAUAAACAGCGGGACCCUCUCAUCGAUGACUGUAAGAUCCUACUAUGUCACGGCGAGCUGCGGAACAAAAGUGGCUCGAGGCUGCAUGUGUUCCUCUUCUCUGAGCUGUUGGUUCUGACCCGACCAGUGACCCGGAACGACAGGAGCUGCUUCCAGGUCUAUCGACAACCCAUCCCAGUUCGGGAUUUGGCUCUCGAGGACCUGCAUGAUGGAGAGAGCCGCAUGGGGGGCUCCUUCAGGGGGGCUUUCAACAAUGGAGAGAAAGCUAAGAACGUUUUUCGCGUGAGCUCUCUGGAUCCCUCCCACGGCCAGUCCCACACCCUGCAUGUCAACGAUGUCUACCACAAGCAGCAGUGGCUCAACUGUCUCCGCACUGCAAUGGGCCCCCAACAACAGGGGGCUCCUCCCAGAGUUAAGCAGGGACACGCCGUCAGAGUCAAGCGUCGCUCCUCCACUAUCUCAGUCACCAUUUCUGACGAGGAGACAGACGAGAAUUGCCCGCCGGUCUUUGGCCCUAAACUCAGGCCCCAGACGCUCUCCAAAACCAGAUUGGACCAGAAGUUACAAGGCUCACUAAAGAGGAAGGAGACUGGAGUGUAGACAUUUAACCCGGCAGCAGAUCCAGUUUUGUCUUGUGUCUGUCAGUGAAUUUUCAGCAACCACUAUUUUUAUGCUUUUACUUUACCAUUCUAGCUGCACUGAAAAUGUCUUUCCAAUCAUUUCCGUCCAAACUGUAUUGUCAAAUAUUUGUCUUUACAAAGUGUAAUUAGUUUACCAAAAAAAAUGUGUCAGUGUUACUGAAAUGUGUGUUUAUAUCAGUUAAUUGUGUGUAGAAUCAUGGUGUUAUGUAUACUUUCAUUUAAAUAGCUGUUUUACCACUUCAAAUUUACUUUCAACGUUCCUUCCAGUGUCAACACUGAACCUCGUUCUCUUUUUCGCUGCAGUCAAUUUGUCUAUAUUAUAGAUGUAUGCAGUUGUAAGUGCUAUUGUGCUAAGAUAAGGGAUCAAGGAACUAAGCCACUGUGAUCUGUGCAGGAAGCCUUUGGUGGAGAGAAGUUUAGAUUUCUGAGAAAAACAUUAAUAAGGGCUAUAUUCAGAGAAAAGUUGUUAAAUGGAAAAAGAAAAAACAUAUUUGUACUUUAAAAGAUUCCGGAGUAUGAUAGACAGAGAUAUUCAGUGUUCCAAAAUGCAUACAUAUCAGCUGCCCUUAGAAAAAACUUGCUGUUGCAACUGCAACAUACUGUUUUUAUCACAACAUUGCAGCUUGGUAUUUGUCACAUACUGCAUUUGACGUAAUAUGUAUUGGCUUGAUCUUUUUCUGGCAUAUAAACAGUAGUAUGGGUAUUGGAACUCAAAAACAUCCUCUCAGUUGUACUUGGACCCCUCAGUCACUUUGUUUAUACUGUUGACGGAGUUGAUCAACACUUUGUUGCAACAUUUGUCAAAUAAACAGCAGCUGAGAAAAACUCUUGUUUUGUGCUCUU